ACCUCAUGUAUCACAAUUUGUUUUUCAGGUAAACUAUAAGUCGCCAUGUCCUACCUGCGAGAAGACGUUCUGGCUAGAGGCCGGGAGGUUUUGAAAACCGUCAACAACGGGCUGUACGAUGGUGUGCCGUAUUCCAGACUGGACACAGUGCAAGACAGUGACAAGAUGUUCGAAAUGAUCCAGAACGCGAACUUGGGCGAAGGUGACAUCAUGUCAUCCGGGUUUCUCCGCUCCGGAAACCACUGGGUGUUUGAGAUUGUGGGCCACAUCAUGAAGCAGGAGAUGCGUGACGAUAGAGACGAUCAAAUGUUCAGAACCCUGGAGUUUAUGGGAGCUGAGGCAGAGUCCAGGAUAAACAGCCUCCCCUCCCCUAAAGUGAUUACGUCACACAUGAGAAUGACGCAUCUGCCGAAGAAAAUUCGAGAAGGAAAAGUCAAGUUGAUCUACGUGAUGAGGAACCCGAAAGAUGCGAUGACGUCAUGGUAUCGUCUCCUCAACGAAACCAAAAUAGCCGCUGAUGGGUUUCAUGGGACCUGGGAGGAAUUCUUGGAAGUUUCGUAUUCGGGAGAGAUCCAGUGGGGUUCCUGGUUUGACCACAUCCUGACGGCGGAGAAGUUCAUGCAGGAUUACCCGGACUGCCCAGUGCACAUCGUGCAGUACGAGAUGCUGAAAGAAGACCCAGUGAGAGAAAUCAAAGCCUUGUGCGAAUUCCUCGGCCGAACCGACGUGGACGUAGAACAGCUUGCUCUCGCAACAAGCUUCGCCAAAAUGAAAGAGAAGAGAGGAGCUGCCAUUCAGCACACAGAGUCGCUUCUGAAGGACGGCUGUGCGGGCAUGAUGGUCAAGGGAACGAUUGGUGGCUGGCGCGAACGGUUUACUGUUGAGCAGAGCGAAAGGUUUGAUAGGAUAUUUGAUUUGAAGAUGGCGGGUAGCAAGUUAGCAGAGAGGUUCAGAAAAUAUAUGUAAACAAACAAAAGACUAAUGUUUUAUAAGAUGGGCAACUCCUGAAUUUGUGGGUGGUUGGAGGGUGUCACUGUUAAAUUUUACUUCUUGACUCCUUCAUCCAGGGUGGGCCGUUAAGGUGAAAUCAUUUGGCUACUUUGCUUUUUUCUAGGUCUUACUUUUAGAAGAUGUUCUCAUGUCGACGAUCUUCUUUAUAUGCAAACUAGAACAAGAGAUCAUGAUUUUUAUUAACGAAAAUUGCCUGGAACGGUAAUUCUAGGGAGAAGGCUGUCAUUUAUACAAAAAGUCAGAGACGAGGGUUGUUAAAAAGGAUAAAUACAAUAAUCUCUCUUUUUAUGAUACCGAACAAAACGUUCUCAUCAAUGCUGGUGUCGACAGCCACUGUAUAAUAUCCUAAAAUGUAUACAUGGAAGUUUUUAAAAUAUUUUAUCAUUUUUAGUUUAACACUUUGCAGUCACACAGCCAGCAGUACAAAAAUACCCCAUCUGGUCACCCAGCCAUGAGAGCGACUGCAACCGACUUCUUGAGCGCCAGGUGACCGGAACAGAUAAUUUCACCGGCGCAUUAUUGCGCCAAGUGACCGAAAAGUGUUAAGUAAGAAUGGUGUACAUAUAUAGAUGUCCUGUGUGCACGCUUUGAAUGUAAUCAGUCUGAGAGACGCAUUUGGCUUACUGAAUUGUGUUCUUUUUGAUGAUGAUAAUGCAGACUUGUACUUAAUAUACUUGAUGUACACUACAGUACACUGUUAUAUAAUAUGCACAUAAUGUAACACAUUUGUAUGUAUAAAUCCACCAACAGACAGUUUCACAGAGGUUCAUUUCCAGAUCCCUGCAGUGCAGCUCCCAUUUUCAUUAAUCUAUUUUUAUUUAUUUAUUUCAAUUUUUAAAAUUUUUAUUAUUUAUUUUAGUUUAGGUUAUCUUGACUUGCUCAGGGUGUCCCCUGGGACUGCGACUACCCAUUAAAAAGGCGCAUCGCAGAUGUUGCUUCACACUCAACAUUAGAGUUCCGCUCCCCCCCCAAAAAAACAACAAGUUAAAACAAAAUAUUUUUAAAAAUUUAAUCGCUCAACCGUGUGUUUUCAAUGUUUUGAGUAACCUUUCACCAUGCAUCAACCAUACAUUGUCUAUCGCAGAGCAAAUCUUUAAUCAUGUGCACUGAUACAUGUAGUAUGUAGUCACAUUGCUGAUUUAUCAAGGCCAAAACGAACGCAGCAACAGCAUAAUAUUAUUAUAAUCGCAACUACAACCUUUUACUCUUACUUUUCCUAACCCGAGACCAAAUAGUGUACCAUAGAACGUAUUAUUCCGGAAAACCCCGAAAGCACCUGCGGUCUCAGGGGUCCUGGAUAAUGAUCAAUAAUUUGUGUUCCCACUUCCAGUCCAUGUGAAGCGGGUAAGCUGGGCAAAACAGUGUGUAGGCUGCUGUGUUACUUCCUACAUAACAUAGACGGCAAAGCACUCAGCUUUUCGUUACAUUGUUGUCAGUAUACUAGGCCCAUCUGAAAAAAAUAAAUUUUGGGGGCUUUUUUUUGGGGGGGGGGGGAUUGUUAAUGUAUAAGCAUUGUCCCAGUAUAUCGAUUUGUAUUAUUAUAUUUGAGUCUAAUAUUUCAGGGUUCUGAUUUUCUUUUAAGAAUGAACCUUGCAUUGUUCUUGAAUGUUGGUUUAUAAUAAAACUAUUUGUAAAUUA
This is a messenger RNA of Aplysia californica (California sea hare), 2649 nucleotides long. RefSeq names its product sulfotransferase 1A1. NCBI's taxonomy places the organism in Eukaryota, Metazoa, Mollusca, Gastropoda, Aplysiida, Aplysiidae. Gene Ontology annotation, biological process: sulfation. The record is from RefSeq and is a predicted model, not a curated record. The transcript is spliced from 2 exons. The coding region runs from base 46 to 966 and encodes 306 amino acids. Gene Ontology annotation, molecular function: sulfotransferase activity. Gene Ontology annotation, cellular component: cytoplasm.